Messenger RNA from Spodoptera exigua (beet armyworm), 4070 nucleotides. Lineage: Eukaryota; Metazoa; Arthropoda; Insecta; Lepidoptera; Noctuidae. The record is from the annotation of a GenBank genome assembly.
CAGCGGUAGGUAUAUGUAGUCUGUGGCAAUUAAAUUAGUUUGAAGUUGAUCAGGAACGGUGGGAGCAUGGAAAGAAUUUAAUUGUUGAAGAUAAAGUUUGUUUUGUCAAAAAUCUUUAUGGAUAUUGUUAGUUAUCUAGCGAGUAAAGUAAUAUAAAUAAUACCUGCUUCAACAGUUUAACUGUAGUGUUGUUCUUCAUGUUAACUGCGGAGAGAUCAACAAGAAAAUGGAGUGUGUUAAGAUACAAAAUAAGAUAAAACUAUUAUUUGAAAAACUUACAGAGCCAAACUAUGUGCUCGAUAGCUAUUACGCCGACGGGCUUAUCACCAAGCUAUCAAACUGCUCCGAUCCCGAGGUAUCGUUCCUGAAAAGAGUGCCUUUAAUAUCUGAUCUGAUAACCGAGGCGCUCGACCACACUGACAAUGCACACAAUACAGUCAAAGUAUUCCUCAUGCGAGUCCUUGCUAUCGCGUCACAAAAAGAGUUACAUUUUGCUAAAAUGUUCGCUAAGCAAGGCGAUAGAAUACGUAAAGGGUUCCAAGAGAUCUGUGCACCCAAUAUGAACCCGAGUAUUAGAGUAGCCUACAUGGAGGCAGCUCUGAAUAUAGUCACACACAACUCUGGCGUUAGCUGGCUACUAGAAACUGGAGUAUGGAGGGACAUUAUCAGUUUGUGUAAUGAGAAAUCCACUGUAUUUCUUGUACGCCAAGUGUACAAGUUUAUGGCAGAAUUUCUUUGGAAACUCAACUCUUUAGGCGAUGCCAACAAUAUCAGAACAAUAAUCAGCCAUUUAAUACAACCAAUUAGCAAAUAUGAUUUCAUUAACGUCCAGUCACUAACGAGUGAAGAAGAGGAAGAAAUAUGCAUCGUGAUUGAGCCUACAAUCCAGAUACUGUUACAUACAGCAAGUAUGGAGAGACGCAUCGAAAAUGCAAGUGUGCUUAUGCACAUACUUAUCAAAGAAUUUAAAAUUAAUUCAUAUUUGUUAAUAGCAUGCGAACGAAUACGCAAAGACGAUAUGACAUUAAAUAUUUUAAAAUUAGUGGUUUGGUUGACACUAGCGAAAGUUUUCCUUACAAAGCCAAUGGCACCCGGAGUGCUAUAUAGCAGCGAGGAUUUCCUAGAAAUAGCCGCAUUCAAUUUUAACGUGAUACAGAAUUUUGUGCAGCGUCGCAGCGCUACAGCGAUACUAGACUUUUGUUCUACUUGUAAUAUUAUUUGGAAUGGAAUGUACAAAGAUAAGGAGUCAGAAAUGUGGUUGCAAGAGGACAAGAAGGGAGUUAAGAUGAGAAACCAAAUGUUGUUUGUAUUUUUAGUUCCUGUCUUGGUAUUUGUUACAUAUGGGAAGCCGCAGUCAGCGUUGACAGACGCAAGAAUUCACGACUAUAUAGAAAGACUGUUGAACAUGUCCUGUGAAUAUACAGCGAAAGCUGCUUAUGCUUUGAGGGACUUGACGUCAGAAUUAGAUACGUUGUCGGUAGUUCUUCAAUGUGUUAAGAAACUGAUUCAUUUGAAAGAUCAUUUAAAUGAUGAGCAAGCGAAUUUGGUAUUUCAAGCUUUAUUUCAUGUGCUACAAGAGUAUAAUCCGACUGAUAUGUACGGGGACCCAAAGACAGAGCACUUCGAAGACGGGGAACAGAAGAAUCUUGUGAUGACGUACGUUAUGGACAACGUGCUGUCUUUGGUGACGCACCGGAACAUCAACUGGCACGAGAGUGUGGAGAUCAUGUGCUUGUAUAAUGUUGUUAUAAACAAUUUAGAGCGACCCAACCUUAGUUGUAAGUUCGUCGUGGUAUCCUUAAAAGUAAUAGGGUUGACUGUAAAGAAGUUCUUGCAACCGAACCUGUCUUUACUAAUGGACUCGAAGCCCGGAGGCUCGAUCCAUGACCUUGGCAAACUGAUCUAUAUGAAGAUGCACGACCGACAUUGGGAAAUCAGAGAUACUGCGUUGGAAUUGUUGCAGAUAUGCACCGAGAUUGCUUAUAUCAAGUUCCCACCAUUCCAGAAGCAAUUGUUAGAGAAUAAUGUAAUUAAUGUAGCGGCGACGAUUGCAUUCAACGACUACGAGUCGUACGUUCAGGUGUCGGCGCUCAAGUGCGUAGGCGCAGCGAGCCGGAUCAACGUCGUAUGGGAUCAGCUGAUCGCAGAGUACCCCGAUAUACAGGACCGAUUACUUUACAUCCUACGGCACAAUGAAGAAGGCAUCGUUAGAAAAGAAGCAUGUAAUGUACUUUGCGACUUGUACCAAAACACAAAACUGACUCCAGCCUUUACACAAACUUUAUAUGAACACAUGGUAUCUUCAGCCCUCACAGAUUUCCAUUGGGAGGUCCAAAUCAGUGCCCUCAAGUUCUGGAGGGCUGUUUACCACUCCCUCCUCACCGGACAAGGCAUGCUCGACGGAAACUUCCCACCAGUCACAUUCUCUAGGGAAACUAGAAAAAUAGUCACGCUCAAUGAAGCAGAGAUUCAAAGGAGAUUAAUAAAAAUAUUAGAGGAACUAUCAGCGAUUGGAUGUCUUACCGUCUUUGUUACAUUGCUUCAUGAUCAAACUGAAGUAGGGAUAAUGGAAGCUACUCUUAAUAUAGCACAAGAAUUGUAUGAUAUACUUAAAAGGCAUAAUGUACCAGACAACAUAACACCGAAAGAAGGUGACAUAACUACCGUGGAUCAACUAUUAACUCAUAUAAAAGAGGAAAAAGAUCAAACAGAUGAUAAUGUAGAUAUGAUUGAUGCACAGAGCUCUGAGAACGUUAUCGAAGAAAUUCUAAAUGCAGAUGACGUCAACCUACUCGCGAGCAUAUACGAGAGACACAUGACACUUCAAAGCACCAAAACAGAGCCUCCUUUAAGACCAAAGAUAAGGGUAGUAAAAUUUGCUUCCCCCUACUUAUUCACUACUUACAUAAAAAAUACAGACUUUAAACAGAUUAUUGAAGAUAAGAGAGUAUGGAACGAUGGUAUUAGAAGCCUGUCUUCUCUACUCGAUGAUGUGCUAUGUUUAUAUGAAGUGAAUGAAGACGCUAAUGCACUAGAUUGUUAUUAAUUAAGAAGAAACUGUUACUGUUACGAAGAAAAAAUGCUACUAUAAGUAAGCGUAAACAUUAUAUUUUCUUAAAAUCACUUUGUUUUUAUUUACAACUUAAUAUAAGUAAUACAAAUCAAAUACUAAGAUCAUUUGAAACUUAAACAAUACUUGGUAAGCUUACAUCUAAAACUUAUAUGUCUAAAAUUUCAUCUAGCAGUCCAUCUAAAUUAUGAUUGACAUCUGAAUUCCAUUUCUUUUUUUCUUUAAUUAUUGCACGGAAGUUCGUGCCUUUAAAUGUUUCUAGGAAUUUAUUCGGAUGUAUGAUUUCUUUACGUUGUACACACAGGCUGUAGUCUUCUUCCAUUUCAUUAGAUUUGGUUUGAAAACUGUUAUCAUGUAGAAUCAUAAUGAGUUCACUUUGAUUAGUAUUAACUAUGCUAUCUAUAACUUUUUCUCUAGCAUCAGCAUUAUUUGCUAUAGUCAAAUCUAGUGCCAUUUCUUCAUCAUGAUCAUCGUUCUUUGAGUUCAUGGGGUAAGUGAGAGCAUUGUCGACGAUUCUGACGAAUUUAUAUUGAUCUAGAAUUGAUAUUAGUUCGGUAGCCAUGAUGUAAGCUUGUUCCAUAACUUCUAGGUGGUGCAUUUCGUUCAUACAUUCGUACAGAACUGUGAGACAGCCUAUUGAGGAUAGAGCGUGCAUUAUAGCUGUGAGUUGCCGGAGUAUUUCUUUGUCGUUUAACGUUAUAAUCUUCCGUUUUUCUUUAGAGAAGGUAACGGAAGGGAACUUCCCGUCUAUCAUUCCUCUUUGAGACAGUUGGUUGGCUAUCUCGUGUUUGAAGAACUGCAAUGCUGCCAACUGCACCUCCCAGUGCAAGUCGUCCAAUGCGGCUGAUAUCAUUACUUCGUACAAAGUUGAUUGAAAAGUUGGUAACAGCUUUUGGUUCUUGUAAGCGCUGGUUAGAACUUUCGUUGCUUCUUUCCGCACCAUCCCUUCUGGGUUGUUUCUCAAUAUGUAGACCAGUUGGAACUGAAAUUGUAAAUAGCA